This is a messenger RNA of Gastrolobium bilobum, 1419 nucleotides long. Its product is annotated as pectate lyase-like. The transcript has 4 exons. Lineage: Eukaryota; Viridiplantae; Streptophyta; Magnoliopsida; Fabales; Fabaceae. The record is from RefSeq and is a predicted model, not a curated record. Gene Ontology annotation, molecular function: pectate lyase activity. The coding region runs from base 1 to 1419 and encodes 472 amino acids.
AUGUCCAAUGUAACAGAAACACCUGACGAAACAGAACGCAAAAACUCCAACAACAAAAAAGGACAUAUAGGCAUUGGAAAAAUAAUGGCAGGAAGUAAGGUUAUCUUUGUCAUCUUGGCUACUUUUGCCAUUACCAUUCCAUGCCUUGAGGCUGGCAUUGCUGUUUUUGACGAUUUUCUCAAAAAGCAAGCCGACAUUGCCCACGAAAUUGCUUUGAAGUCCUACAUACCCAACCCUGAAAACAUUACAUUCGAGCUCAAUAUGCAUGUUCAUAGGGCUUUGGAGGAGUUGGAUUUGGAGGAGGAAGAGAUCAACGGUACAAGGAGGGAACUAAAGGAGAAAUACACUGGACCAUGCUUAGCCACGAACCCAAUUGACCGUUGCUGGAGGUGCAACAAAGACUGGGCAAAAGAUCGCCAAAAGUUAGCCAAAUGCGGGAAGGGAUUCGGAAGAAAGGCAGUAGGAGGACUCGGCGGCAAGAUCUACGUCGUCACCGACGAAUCCGACGAGGACAUGGUUAACCCUAAACCUGGUACUCUAAGGUUUGCUGUCGUCCAAAAGGGACCACUGUGGAUCACAUUUGCACGUAGCAUGAUCAUCAGAUUGAAGCAGGAGUUGCUGGUUUCGUCAGACAAGACCAUCGAUGGCCGUGGAGCCAAUGUGCAAAUUAGGGAUGGUGGUGGAAUUACCAUGCAGUUUGUUAACAACGUCAUCAUCCAUGGUAUUCGCGUCAAAAAUAUCCAGGCGAAGGAAGGUGGUAUGAUUAGGGACUCUUGGAACCACUAUGGACAAAGAACAAGGAGUGAUGGAGAUGCCAUCUCCGUUUUUGGUUCCUCAAACAUUUGGAUUGAUCAUAUUUCCUUGUCCGAAGCUGCUGAUGGUCUUAUUGACGUUAUCCAGGGUUCUACCGCUAUCACCAUCUCAAAUUGCCACAUGACCAAGCACAACGAUGUGAUGCUGUUUGGAGCUAGUGACUCCUACUCCGGUGACAAGAUAAUGCAGAUUACAGUGGCAUUCAACCAUUUUGGACAGGGACUGAUCCAGAGAAUGCCAAGAUGCAGAUGGGGUUUCUUCCAUGUUUUGAACAAUGAUUACACUCACUGGCUUAUGUAUGCAAUUGGUGGAAGCUCAGGACCAACCAUUCUUAGCCAGGGAAAUCGUUUCAUUGCACCUAACAACGAUGCUGCUAAGGAGAUAACACACAGAGAUUAUGCAACACCAGAAGUGUGGUCCCAAUGGCAAUGGAGAUCAGAGAAUGACUUGUUCAUGAACGGUGCAAAGUUUGUUCAAGCUGGGGCACCUCUUGGUAAAUUGCCAUUUAACAAAGGAUACCUAAUGAAACCAAGAGAAGGAUCACAAGCUGCUAGGCUUACACGGUUUUCUGGGGCUCUUGCUUGCACUGUGGGCAGGCCUUGCUAG